Molecule: messenger RNA, 1480 nt
Organism: Dreissena polymorpha
Lineage: Eukaryota; Metazoa; Mollusca; Bivalvia; Myida; Dreissenidae
Exons: 5
Coding region: 265-1029 (254 amino acids)
Source: RefSeq, a predicted model, not a curated record
UGUGGCGUAGUGCAACACAAUAUAAUAAUGGGACAAGUUUGUUCCAAUUUCGGUGAUCACUUAAAACUGACUUUUUAAGUUUUAGAUUCCAUUCAACCGGGCGUGUGUUUCAAAUUUUCACGCUCUCUUUUGCUCAAUAGGCGUUUGUUAUCAUACGAAAGGUGGACUUGCUCGGUAUAAUAGAAAAAUGUUCUUCAAUAUGGACAAAUCGUGGUAGAAUUACGAUAGAAAUACCAAUUAAGAUAUAAAUAGAAUAAGUACGAUAUGUAUGGCGUGAUAUUGAAAUUUAACUUCGAUGAAAUACUUAAAGGCAGUCAAAAUCAUGGCUGUCUCGUAUGUAUUGCGAUUUUUAUAGUUGAAAUUUGGAUUUUAAAAUCAAUAUAUAGAUACCUUUGGUCGAUAUUGAGAAUUGAAUGCUGUGGGCGGAAUAAAAACAGUUCGGAUUUAUGCGAUCAAGUGACGAAAGAUCCCCGAAUAACCGACGAAGAUUUACGGGGAUUUCCGAUUCACAGCCUGGCGGUUGCAGUCAUUUGCGAGGCCAUUUCAAAAGGAGAGGAUCCGUACAAGUUUUACUGUAUGAUCGUAAAGAAUAACUUGGAAAAUGUGCUGACUGAACUGUACACUAUUGUACAUUGGAAGAAAUUGGGGUUCUCCAUGUACUGCGCUCUGUACCCGACCGUAGUGAGAGACGCACGGACGAACAUCAGUUUGCAAGACUUCAUUGACGAUGAUGGGCCGGAGUGGGCGGAGCGUAUUAUUGAGCGCAUGACGGAGCCCUCUUGGACGAUGGGAUGGGUGCAGAAAAUAAUCCGCGGUCAUGUGACAGAGGAGAAAUACAACAUGGCGAUGAACACACUGUUCGUGAAAUUGCACACGUCGGACCCGCAGUCUGUCAUUCCGACCUUUCAUCUGCUGAAUCACAUCCGAGCUCUCCCGGAAUGCAACCUAGAGCUGGCCACCCGGGACUACCUCGGAGGAAUGCAACCUAGAGCUGGCCACCCGGGACUACCUCGGAGGAAUGCAACCUAGAGCUGGCCAACCGGGACUACCUCGGAGGCCCACUGGACGCUGCGGCACUCAGCGCGCAUGCGCGGACGGCCGUAACAACGGAGACCAUGCCUAGCAACGGCGCCUCGCGCAUGAGCCUCGACAAAAUCGAAGUUUUUUACGGCAUUGACGUCGAGGAGUUUAUAAUGACGGAAGCACGUAACGUCGGCGUAUGGAACGGGCGACGUCCCGACAAUAAAAGAACUAGUGACCUCCUGGAUUGAUGCAGCGUCAUGUAAUCUCGUGAUCACAUUUGGCGGUUUCCGGCUCUCGUCGAAAAAAUGCGCUUGCAUCCAGAUGUCGCAUCCGGAAAAAGCUCGCAUACCCUAUGGACUAAGCAUCAAUUGUUCGUCUGUGACAACGAAAUGAACAAACGCAUGCGUUAGUUGUGACGAUGUUACAAAUACGUUUCGUUGAUUCGAAUGUUCUAUCU